GCAACGGAUGGCCGCGUCUUGGCCCACCAAAACCUGGCAAACUGGAGGCUGGGUUGCGGGUCUAGUAAACCAGCCUCCUGGCAAUUUCGUAUCUUAAAGAAUCUUGGGGCCCAAUUGGCAAUUAUCCAGGGCAACUUUCCCAAAUAGUAUUUCUGGCCCUGUCAAGAACUCCUCCCGGAAAUUCUUGAAGAUCCCCAGAUUCUCGAAGAUCUUUUCUACGGUUAUCCGUUGGGGUCUUAAGAUACAACUGCACAAUAUCCCGCUACUGCAGCCAUGAAUUCUCCUACUAGAGCUCGCGGACCCCGCGACUUGGAAGAUGCAGCUUUCCGUGCAAAACAGGCCCGCUUCGACAACCAUGAUGAUUUCUACAGUUUUCUGGAAAAUAACAGAGGACCUGGUGGGAUAAAUCCUGGAGCACAAAUGUCACCACAGCAGCAACAGCAACUACAGCAGCAGCAGCAACAACAACUACUCCUACAGCAGCAGCAACAACCACGUAGAAUGCCUGACGGUCAUCACAGUGGUCCGGAAGACCAGAGCCGGCCACCAGUUACCAACGUGUUUGUCCCUCAGCGGUCAGCAAGCAACAGGUCGCGCCCUCCAUCAUACAAUGGAAGCCGGUCUGAAGAGCUGCUUGUUGACAGAAAGGGCGACAGGGGCGACGAUGCCCACAAAUCUGCACGUCGGGAAGCCCGCCGCAGCGCUCGUCCUACCACUUCGGCAGGCCAGCUGAAGGACUCGCCUACCCAGACAGAGCGGGACUCUCCACAGCGACAGGAGGGCCGGCCUACGUCCUCGGGGUCCCUGACUCCCCAGAGUGCCGGCGCCGCCAUCCAGCGACUCAAGAGUCCCAGCGUCAUGAGCUGUGUGCUGCAGCCCCUGGAGAAGAAGGUCACCGAGUACAACGGGUUCAUGCGCCAGGAGCAGGACGAGAUGUCACGUCUCGACGCGGAGAUCCGCGCCUUGCAGGACCAGAGGGCCAAGGCAGAGAUGCGCUACGUCGAUGCCAAGAACAAGCACGAUGACUACCAUCGCCAGUAUCAGGACGUAGAGCGCGCGAUGCGUGGUGAGCCGCCAAUCCAUCGAGAAUUGCCGCAGCAGCCACAGCAGCAGCCACAACAACAGCAACAGCAGCAGCAACAGCAGCAGCAGCAGCAGCAGCAGCAGCAGCAACGACCUGGUAUGCAACGCCCCAUGAGUGUGAGAGAUGAUGAGGAUGAUUAUGACGAGGAGGAUUUUGAGCCGCCGCCAGUGCAGCGGCGGAUGAGCUCUCAGCAGUCAUUUGGGCGGGCAUCGCAGAAAGGUGGUUUCGGUGCUCGUUUUCGAAGCAGCAUCUUCGGCAGCCGUUAAGAGAAGUCCGCAGUAUGGCGAUGCGAACUUUUGGUUAUGAUGAGCACAUGUAACUUUUUUCUUCUUUUUUUUUUGACGACUUGUUUGACGACUUACGCAAGGAUUACAUAGACUAAUAUUGGGAUGGAAUGCAACGGAGACACGACAAUCAAAGAAUAAUACUGGAAUUGUACAUAGAUACCAGCAUGCAUGAAAUGCGGAAAAUGAUAUUUUACCGCUAGUUUGACACCUCCG
This is a messenger RNA of Truncatella angustata, 1584 nucleotides long. RefSeq lists its product as uncharacterized. The coding region runs from base 274 to 1350 and encodes 358 amino acids. The record is from RefSeq and is a predicted model, not a curated record. The transcript has a single exon. NCBI's taxonomy places the organism in Eukaryota, Fungi, Ascomycota, Sordariomycetes, Amphisphaeriales, Sporocadaceae.